Molecule: messenger RNA, 1581 nt
Organism: Pseudomassariella vexata
Lineage: Eukaryota; Fungi; Ascomycota; Sordariomycetes; Amphisphaeriales; Pseudomassariaceae
Product: major facilitator superfamily domain-containing protein
Exons: 5
Coding region: 346-1581 (411 amino acids)
Biological process (GO): transmembrane transport
Molecular function (GO): transmembrane transporter activity
Source: RefSeq, a predicted model, not a curated record
CAGAAUUGAUUCCAUCGUAAUCAGCACCCACGGUUUCUCACUCCUUCUCAAUUUUGUAAAUUGUUUGGUUACACCGCCCUCAGGUGCCUGCAGAUACCCAGAAAACGUCCCCAAGCCGAAAUUGGUCAGCCAUCUCACUGCAGUGAAUUACUGAUUUUUUUUAAUUCUGCUAUCAAGGGUGCCAUCUCACGCUCGCCUCCUGUUCAAUUUUAGUCUUCCAGCCGUCCACAAGCAGCUUGUCGGUUCCAGUGGAAGCCAUCAAUACUCGCCGACCCAAAUUUGCCAACACAUCUUCCCGCUGUUGGUCGCCUGAUUGCGCCACUACCGGAGUCCAUUCGGUACACCAUGGAAUUCAAUGAACCGCUUCCCGCCCAAGGCCAAAACAGCGGCGGUCAAGACGCCGAGAAGACACCGCAAUCCGAUGACUCCGAUCCGGUUGGUAUCAACACGACGCCCAAGAAGGGCAAGAAGUCUCUGGCCGUUUAUGUCAGCUUCUUUGGCAUCACCGUGGACGCCUUUGUAUUUUCCCUUGAUGUCACUACCCUAGCCGUAGCUCUUCCGUCCAUUGCGAAGCAAUUGUAUGGCACCACUCUGCAGUCAUUUUGGGCGAGCAUUGUGUACUUGUUAUGCGUCGUCAUCACCCAGCCGCUGUACACCGCCGGCUUCCUGAUGUUCACUCUGGGUUCAACUGGUCUCGGCGGCGGGGGCAUGGAUCUCAUGGCUGAGGUCAUCGUGGCGGACUUGACGAAGGAGCGCUCCUUAUACCUCGGGCUCCUGGCUCUUCCCACCGCCAUUGGAAGCAUUCUGGGGCCGGCACUGAGCGCUCUCUUCAGUACCUACGUAUCCUGGCGCUGGAUCGGUUGGAUCAACCUACCAUUACCGGUUGUGUCUUUCUUCUUGGUCGUCUUCUUUCUUCGUCUGCGACCGGUUGAUGCCUCGAUUAUGGCCAAGCUCAAACGCCUCGACUGGGGUGGGAUACUCCUGUCUUUUGUUGGAAUUAUGGUUUUUGUCGUCCCGCUCAGUUGGGCGAAUGCCUUACAUCCCUGGGCAUUCCCCCUUCGCCUCUUCCAUUCGAAAACCGUAAACCUAACGAUCCUCGCCAACUUCAUUCACGGAGUCUCGCUCUACUCACUGCUACAGUACUUGCCCCUUUUCUACCAGGCCGUCAAGCUUGACACGCCUGUAGGAUCGGCUAUCACACUGCUUCCCACUAGCGUUUUGAGCGUGGUUUUCGCUGUUGUCGGCGUGAUUCUGACUCGUCCACCCCUAUAUUUUUUUGGCCUUCCCAUCUUGUGGGGUGUGGCUAUCGGCGCCCUCAUGCGUCUUCUCCAUCUUCCCAUACAGGCAAGCGUGGCCGAUAUCAAACACACGGGCCUUGCCACCGGGCUGCUGCUUUUGAUCCGCCUCAUGGGCGGUGUUGUCGGGUUGGCGCUGGGAUCGACCAUAUUCAACAGUGUCUUUGCCUCGUCCAUCAUCAACUUGGAGCUCCCGGGCUCACUAACCAUCCUCCAAGAUGCAAGUCAGGCCAUUGGCUUCAUUCCUCCAAUUUGGCUGAUUCCUCGAGAUACUGUCGGCACCUAA